Molecule: messenger RNA, 2064 nt
Organism: Salvia splendens (bonfire salvia)
Lineage: Eukaryota; Viridiplantae; Streptophyta; Magnoliopsida; Lamiales; Lamiaceae
Product: ornithine aminotransferase, mitochondrial
Exons: 10
Coding region: 175-1599 (474 amino acids)
Cellular component (GO): cytoplasm
Molecular function (GO): pyridoxal phosphate binding; L-ornithine transaminase activity; identical protein binding
Source: RefSeq, a predicted model, not a curated record
GUCGUACUUGGGCAUAAUGUGACAAACAAGUGCAGCUGAUAAUUGGGAUUUUUGGAAAAGUGUAAUCUUUAUCCAAACCCACAAAAAGGAAAGCGGAAGUAUUCAACUAUAUCUCACACUCCUACAGAUUAAUCGGUACGAGAUUCAAGGAUCGUCCCUGUUUGAUCCGAUUCGAUGGCGUCGAAGAAACCUAUUCAAUGUUUGGUGGGAGGAGCUCUGAGAAGGGCAACAAACAUGGCCACACUCGCACACACCACCGCCCCUUCACCUCACUCUUCUCAGCAUCUCAUCGACUUGGAAUACCAGCGCAGUGCCCACAAUUACCAUCCUGUUCCUGUUGUCUUCUCUCAAGCCAAAGGAUCAUCCAUAUGGGACCCGGAAGGCAAACGAUAUAUAGACUUCCUCUCAGCUUAUUCUGCAGUCAAUCAGGGACAUAGUCAUCCCAAGAUCAUGAAGGCAAUGGUGGAACAGGCCGAAAAGCUUACUCUAAGUUCCCGAGCCUUCUACAAUGACAGGUUUCCCGUAUUUGCUGAGCGUCUGACCAGUAUGUUCGGGUACGACAUGGUCCUGCCAAUGAAUACUGGUGCAGAAGGCGUAGAAACAGCUCUGAAGUUAACAAGGAAGUGGGGCUAUCUCAAGAAAGGAAUUCCAAGAGACGAGGCCAUUAUCGUUUCUUGUUGUGGCUGCUUCCACGGUCGUACAUUAGCUGUUAUUUCUAUGAGCUGCGAUAAUGAGGCAACCCGUGGCUUUGGGCCCUUGCUACCAGGCCACCUCAAAGUUGAUUUUGGUGAUUCUGCAGCACUUGAGAAGCUAUUCAAAGAGAAAGGAGAUCGAAUUGCCGGUUUUCUGUUUGAGCCUAUUCAGGGAGAGGCAGGGGUCGUCAUUCCUCCUGAUGGUUAUCUGAAAUCUGUUAGAGACCUUUGCUCAAAAUACAAUAUUCUGAUGAUUGCUGAUGAAAUACAAAGUGGCUUAGCACGUUCCGGGAGAGUUCUAGCUUGUGACUGGGAAAAUGUUCGCCCUGAUGUCGUAAUACUAGGAAAGGCAUUAGGUGGUGGAAUGCUGCCAGUUAGUGCAGUUCUCGCAGAUAAAGAUGUUAUGCUCUGCAUACAGCCCGGGGAGCACGGAAGCACCUUUGGGGGGAAUCCUUUGGCGAGUGCAGUUGCUAUUGCAUCGCUGGAUGUGAUAAGAGACGAGAAACUGGCCGAGAGGUCUGCAAAAUUGGGAGAGGAGCUCAGAGAACAACUUUUGAAAAUUCAGAAGCAAUUCCCCGACCUUAUAAAAGAAGUGCGCGGGAGAGGCUUGUUCAACGCUGUCGAGCUCAAUAGCAAAGCCUUAUUCCCCGCAACUGCCUAUGAUGUGUGUCUGAAGCUAAAAGAGAGAGGAAUUCUCGCUAAACCUACUCACGAAUCCAUUAUCCGACUAACCCCUCCACUGUCGAUAAGUUCGGAUGAGCUCAAAGAGGGCUCGAAAGCCUUGCAGGACGUGUUGGAACUCGAUCUGCCAAAGAUCAAGAAAGAGAAGAAGCCAGCUACCGCUUCUUCUCAUACAGCUUCCAACGUGUGUGACCGAUGUGGACGCAACCCGUGUGAUUCUUUUUGAACACCAACUGUCCAAGAUAAAUAAAGAGAGGAGGCCCCGGGCGCAGCAAUCACCCUCUCGUGGAUGCUACAUGUAUGGGCCUUCAAAACACUCUUCAAUUAUACGACUGCUAUUACCCGUUCCAACUCCUCCUCGCGGCCCAACCCUCAUCUACUAUCGACAGCCUUGAGUCAUCUAGGUUGCUUAACUAGAUAAUGCAUAUGUGGACACCUAACCAGGCACACAUUCUUCACCAAUGCUAGAUAGGAUCAGGUAGCUCGGUCGAGUGUGGGCCCGUUCUCGUUGGAGCUCUCGUCCUUUUAGUUACGAAUAAUGUAUUGCGUAACGAUUCUCUUCUUCCGAUUGGCAUUGAAGAAGGUUUGGUUUGGUUUGAUGGGGUUGGGUUCAUCUUUAUGUUAUAAAUUCCAGAAGUCAUUUUCAAGGGAAUCAUUUUACAAUUUAUAGGCAGACCAAAAAAUUAGAUGA